CGCAGUCUCGUACAGAGAGAAGAAGAAAAAUCUCUCAUAUGUAUGGGUCAUGAUCACACUAAGCCAGAAGAGUGCAUAUACAAAACUAGCUAGGGGAGAAAUAGAUCCACGACAGAAAUAUAUAUUGUGUCUCGUCAUAGUGUUAGGCUCUCACACCUCACCAAGAUUCAGUAGCCGCCUUUACCAACAACCGGAGUGUUAGCUAGCCUCCGCCGGCCGACCGUCCGGCCUCGCCAAACUCUUCACGUUUCGCCCGUGAGCUAGCUCCCCUUGCUACCAAGCGGCAGCUAACGACGGCAGGCGGCGGUGCCGGUGUGCGUCGAUCAUCAAGAGUCGAUCAUACAUAUAUGGGGAACGCGCUGGGGUGCGCCGGGCUGGGAGAGCGGCUGGCGGCGGCAGCGAGGGACGGCGACGCGGCGGAGGCGCGGCGGCUGCUGGCGGCGGACUCGGGCCUCGCGAGGUGCACGGCCACCUUCGGCAACCUCAGCUCGCCGCUGCACCUCGCCGCCUCCAAGGGCCACCACGAGAUCGCCGCCUUGCUGCUGGAGAACGGAGCCGACGUGAACGCCAGGAACAUAUACGGACAGGUCAGUGAGACGGCGCUGAUGCAAGCGUGCCGUUCAGGGCACUGGGAGGUUGUCCAGACGCUGCUGGCCUUCAGAUGCAAUGUGUGGAAGGCGGAUGGCCUUAGCGGCCGGACGGCGCUUCACGCGGCGGCGGCCGGCGGGCACGUGAGGUGCGUCCGCCUGCUGCUGGCGGACGCGGGCGGAGGCGCCGCUGGCGACAGGGUCCGGUACGUGAACAGGGCGGCGAGCGGCGGCGUGACGGCGCUGCACCUGGCGGCGCUGCACGGGCACGUGGACUGCGUGCACCUGCUCAUCGAUGAGCACGCGGCCCUGGGCGCGCAGACGCUCCCCAUCGCCGCGGCGCCCAUGGCGGCCAUCGGCGCCGGCAGCACGCCGCUGCACUACGCGGCCUCCGGCGGCGAGGUCAAGUGCUGCCAGAUCCUCGUGUCCAGGGGCGCCGACAGGAUGGCCGCCAACUGCAACGGGUGGCUGGCGGUGGACGUGGCCCGGAUGUGGAACUGCAACUGGCUGGAGCACGUGCUGUCGCCCAAGUCGCACCUCACCGUCCCCAAGUUCCCGCCCUCCGCCUACCUCUCCCUCCCGCUGCCCUCCCUCCUCGCCAUCGCCGCCGACCACGCCACCACCUCGCCACCGUUCAUCCCUGCAAGCGACGAGGACGACAACCACGAGGACGCCUGCUCCGUCUGCCUGGAAAGAUCCUGCAACGUCGCCGCCGAAGUGUGCGGUCACGAGCUAUGCCUGAAGUGCGCAAUGGACCUGUGCACGGUGAUGAAGGCCUACGAGGUGCCCGGGCUCGCCGGCACCAUCCCGUGCCCGCUCUGCCGGAGCGGCAUCGCCUCCUUCAGAAAGGCCGUCGCGGCCUCCGCAUCCGACGACAACGACGUCCUGGACAUCACCCUCGCAUGCGCGUGCGCCCGCUGCCAGAACUGCCAUGGCGGCGGCCGGGAAGUGGAGAAGAGCCCCGUAAGCUCCUGCCGGUACUCUACCGGCCGGCAGAGCUACGUCGGCGGCGACGGUAUGGACUCAGAGGCCACCGCGCUUGCCCUCUACUGCGCCCCGUUCGCUGCCCCCGCGGCCAUCUUGUCCUGAGAUUCCUGCCGGGUCAGCUUCAUAGAAAUCCAGGAACGUACAGGUUGACAGGAUGGUCGUAGUACUAUACAAUACAUGAAUAGAUGCCGACGUAAACCAUUUGAUUUGUUGCGUUUGGGUUGUGAAAUGUACAUAGUAGUAUAAGAUACGGGAUAGACACAUUCUUUUCUUCUUGUAUAAAUUCGGUUUCGUUUCUUGAUCCCAUACAAA
Messenger RNA from Lolium perenne, 1886 nucleotides. RefSeq names its product probable E3 ubiquitin-protein ligase XBOS36. Gene Ontology annotation, molecular function: protein binding. NCBI's taxonomy places the organism in Eukaryota, Viridiplantae, Streptophyta, Magnoliopsida, Poales, Poaceae. The record is from RefSeq and is a predicted model, not a curated record.